This is a messenger RNA of Aspergillus bombycis, 825 nucleotides long. Its product is annotated as N-acyl homoserine lactonase family protein. The record is from RefSeq and is a predicted model, not a curated record. The transcript has 3 exons. Lineage: Eukaryota; Fungi; Ascomycota; Eurotiomycetes; Eurotiales; Aspergillaceae. The coding region runs from base 1 to 825 and encodes 274 amino acids.
AUGUCGUACUUGCCAACAGGCGCCAAAUUAUGGCUAUUGAAUCUGGGGACCUUGGACAUGGACGCAGCGAACGUGCUGCCGGGGGCAAAUCAAUUCCCAGCCCACCUACCACCGCAGCCGCAUGAGCGACGUGACUUGAUAAUGAUUGCAGCCUUGAUCUUCCAUCCCGAGAUUGGUCUGAUUCUUUUCGACACUGGAUCUUGCGAGAAUGUGAUCGGAAGCUGGGGCGCGAAGGCCAUGGAGUGUGCCCCGAGAAUCUGGAACAAGUCCGUCCACGGUCUGCCCGAGGCCAUCAAAGCCACCGGCGCUGGGCAGAUUGGCGAUGUCAAAGCAGUUGUCUUGAGCCAUCUUCACUGUGACCAUGCAGGGGGGCUGGAGCACUUCUUUGGUACAGAUAUACCCAUUUGGUGCCACGAGGAAGAGUUUAAGAAUGCAUUCUGGACCUUCGCUACCGGGAUCGAGCGUGGCACAUACCUGAGCGAUUAUCUUGAUGUGGGACAGCUCAAUUGGAAGACAUUUUCCGGGCAGACCUUCGACCUCUUCAAAGGAAUUACUAUGCAUCACUGUGCCGGACAUACUGCUGGCUCGGUUGCAAUGGAGCUUAGCCUUGAACAGACAGGCACCGUAGUUCUGACGGGCGACAUGUUCCAUGUCUGGGAAAACUACGAGCAGGGAGUACCACCGGGGAAUUUGACAAGGGACUUCAACGCAUGGCAUCGCAGUCGGGAGUAUAUUCGAAAUCUGGUCUUACGGAAGAAGGCAAAGGUGGUUCUCGGGCACGAGUUGGGCUACUUUAACGCGUUUGGGCCCGGCCCAGUCUCUUGA